Molecule: messenger RNA, 1671 nt
Organism: Diaporthe citri
Lineage: Eukaryota; Fungi; Ascomycota; Sordariomycetes; Diaporthales; Diaporthaceae
Exons: 4
Coding region: 1-1671 (556 amino acids)
Biological process (GO): nuclear-transcribed mRNA poly(A) tail shortening; regulation of mRNA stability
Cellular component (GO): P-body
Molecular function (GO): protein binding; mRNA binding; translation repressor activity
Source: RefSeq, a predicted model, not a curated record
AUGUCCAACAUCAUGAGCAACCGCAACAGCACCCCCGAGGCUGGCAACGCCUCCUCCCUGCGACCGCCUUCCUCGAGGGCCAUCGGCGCCGGCCACCAGCUUCGUGCCUCUGCCGACAUGGCCUCCCUCACCGGCACGCCCCAGUCCAAGCAGAUCCGUCCCAGCUCCGAUUUCUACGGCCAGCCGCAACACGGCCACGGCCAGGGCCAGGGCGAGCUCGACCCCCAGGACAAGCUCGCCCAGCAGUGGAUCGCCGACAUCGACCAGUAUGAGACUACCUUGGAGGAGAUGGCAGCCGCUACCCUGGACCAGGACUUUAAGGAUGAACUGAGUGCUAUUGAACAAUGGUUUCGGGUUCUGAGCGAGGCCGAGCGGACUGCCGCUCUGUACGCCUUGCUGCAGCAGACAACCCAGGUGCAGAUUCGCUUCUUCAUCCAGGUCCUGCAGCAGAUGGGCAAGGGGCACCCGAUGUCGGGCGUUCUGUCGCCUGCCAACUUUGACAAAGGCAAGACCUCCACCGUAUGGCCAGGUGUGACUGACGCCAUGGGCAAGCUGAGUGUCGAUUCCGCCAGGAACUCUCUCGCCCGCGCGCCCUCCACGAACAAACGCCAGUCCGGCCUCGAUUCAAGCACUAUCAAUGCGAUGUUCCCUGAUGCCGCCGCUGCUAUUGCCACCGAGAAGGCCAAGUACACGCAAUCUACGGGCACUGCCCCUCCCUCGAAUCGAAACAGCACUGUCGACAACCGAUCAUCCCUCGUCGCACCUACAAUCUCGGCGCCCGAUGACUCCAACGGCCAGAGCCCAUCUCCGUGGGGCCAGGACCAGAGACCCAAGUCAUCCACUGGGCAGACGCCUAUGGGGCAGUUCGUCCAGCCUCCUCCAUCUGCCGGGCUUCGUUCUCCCCGGCCACCACAGAUCUCAGGCAACCAGCAAAUCAAGAGCCAGACAAUCACCACCGGCGGCGAUAAACAGGCUGGUGACCUUCCUCUGCUCUCGCCGUACGGCCCUAGUGGUGGAAACUGGGCCUCGAUGGUGAACACCCCCAUGGUUGCCAACUUUAACCCUCAGCAACAAGGCAACAACCAGGCGGAUAUGGUUGCCAACGCCACGGCGAUGAAGCUUGCUGCGCUAUCUACGGUUAACAAUCGUUUUGCCCUCGACGACGUGCGCAAGUACCGCCGUGCUCGAUCUAACGAUGCGCCGGGCGCCCCGCUUUCGCCUCUGCCCCCUGGAAUGGCCAUGCCUGGCCAGUUGAAUAUUGUUAUGAGCAAUGAGCGCGGACAAGUCCUGACGCCCGAGCAGAUGAUGGCCAUCCAGCAGCAUCAGCAGCAGCUCGCGGGUGGUGGCGACAGGUCGCGACCCAACUCUCCCGGCAUCGCGAUGCAAGGCGGCUUCCAGCCGAUGGGCAACUUCGCCUCCCCACAAGCCAACGGUUUCUUAAACCCGUACAGCAGUGCUUCACCCCUACUCAACAAUGGCAUGGCUUGGCUGCGCAGCCUCCGCCUGCACAAGUACACCGAUAAUCUCAAGGACUUGAAGUGGACCGAGCUGGUUGAGUUGGAUGAUGCACAGCUCGAGGCUCGUGGGGUUAACGCACUCGGUGCCAGAAGAAAGAUGCUCAAGGUGUUUGAACAAGUCAAGGAAGCCAAGGUCACGGGCAAGCUCCCAUAG